AUGGCGGACGAGCUUGGCGGCACCAACUACCAACCUGUUUCGAAAGCGGACCUGAUCCGUAGCAAGGGCUACCAAUGCCAGGAGUUCGAAGUCACCACGCAGGACAGCUACGUGCUGUCGAUGCAACGCAUCCCGCACGGCCGGUGGGUCAGCCUCUUUCCUCCUACUCGGAGCCGAAGGCCACCCGUGAUUCUAGUGCACGGAUUCCUCUCUUCGGCUGUCGAGUGGGUCAUCAACUACCCGCACCAAAGCCUAGGUUUUCUCCUUGCGGAUGCCGGUUACGAUGUAUGGCUGGCAAACCUUAGAGGAACGCCGUAUGCACGCCAACACCUUCAUCUCACCGAUGAAGAUACGAAAUACUGGAACUUCGGGCUCGACGAAGUGGGCCUCUACGACAUUCCGGCGCUGGUAGACUACGUGCUCACCUUGACGGGAUGGAGCGAGCUUUUCUACGUGGGGUUCUCGCAGGCCAACGCGGCCGCGUGGGUCACACUCUCCGAGAAGCCGGAAUACAACGCCAAGAUGCGGCUUUUGCUGGCUCUGGCACCAAUCGGCAACGUGACUCACCUGAGGAGCCCCGCCAGGCACAUCACGCCGUGGUCUCCCCUUCUUACGGCUGGGUACCCCAUGGCCCUGCUGAUGAGUGUCUCGGAAAAGCUUGUGGUGAUCCUCACCAGAGGGAGGGCAGGACGUGACGCCCAAGACAAGGGACCUCAUGCGGCGCUGGUGACGCUGAACCGCGGCCGAGUCCUGGUGCGCGAGCCCAGCCACCGGUACGCGUCGUACACCCUGUGCGACACCACGACGCACAUGCGCUACCUGUGCUCGACGCCCGGGUUCCACUUCCUCGGCGUCAACCACGCGCAGCUGAACCUGACAAGGUUACCGGUAUACAUGGCCCACUACCCGUCUGGCGCUUCGCAGAAGAACAUGGAACAGUUCUUUCAGAUUAGGAGAGCGAAGCAAUUCCGCAAGUACAGCUACGGUGCAUGGGGCAACCUGAAACUCUACGGUCAGCCCGUCGCACCAACAUAUGACUUGUCGCGCGUCAGGGUGCCUGUGGCCAUGUUCUCCAGCCUGGCUGACUACCUGGCGCCGCCCGAAGACGUGGCCGCUCUCCGUGCCAACCUCCGGCACGUGCUGGUCUACGACUACGUAGUGCCGGACCCAAACUUCUCUCACCUGGACUUCGUGCUCGGCUUCCGCGUCUACGAGAUCCUGUACAAGCCCAUGCUAGAGCUAUUGGACGUGUGGAGUCGGGACUACCUCGUCGUGUAA
Dermacentor silvarum is the source of this 1278-nucleotide messenger RNA. Its product is annotated as lipase member K. Gene Ontology annotation, molecular function: hydrolase activity, acting on ester bonds. NCBI's taxonomy places the organism in Eukaryota, Metazoa, Arthropoda, Arachnida, Ixodida, Ixodidae. The coding region runs from base 1 to 1278 and encodes 425 amino acids. The transcript is spliced from 10 exons. The record is from RefSeq and is a predicted model, not a curated record. Gene Ontology annotation, biological process: lipid metabolic process.